Molecule: messenger RNA, 207 nt
Organism: Geodia barretti
Lineage: Eukaryota; Metazoa; Porifera; Demospongiae; Tetractinellida; Geodiidae
Source: the annotation of a GenBank genome assembly
AUGCUCAAGCCUGGCGAGACGGCGGACUCGGAGGAGAUCCGUGAGUUCUGCCGCGGCAAGAUCGCCCACUUCAAGAUUCCCCGGUACGUGAAGGUCACCACGGAGUUCCCGAUGACGGUCACUGGCAAAAUCCAGAAGUUCCGGAUGCGAGAGAUGGCCAUUGAGGAACUGGGCCUGGAGGUCGCCAGCCAGAUCGAGACCGCGUAA